Molecule: messenger RNA, 3767 nt
Organism: Engraulis encrasicolus (European anchovy)
Lineage: Eukaryota; Metazoa; Chordata; Actinopteri; Clupeiformes; Engraulidae
Gene: acsl4b
Product: acyl-CoA synthetase long chain family member 4b
Exons: 15
Coding region: 1010-3019 (669 amino acids)
Biological process (GO): long-chain fatty acid metabolic process; neuron differentiation; long-chain fatty-acyl-CoA metabolic process
Cellular component (GO): endoplasmic reticulum; lipid droplet; plasma membrane
Molecular function (GO): arachidonate-CoA ligase activity
Source: RefSeq, a predicted model, not a curated record
UGUGUUUAAACUUACGAGAGAGAGAGAGAGAGACAGACAGACAGAGGAAGACAGAGAAAGUUUCUAAGGAAGGGGAAGACAGCUUUUUUAUUACUUACUUUAGCCUACUUAACUUCUGCCUGUGGACAAAGACAAAAGGAGGUUCUACUUCUUACACUUUCUUGCUCACAUCCGUACACUUGACAAGAAUUGGUAAAGUACAUUUUAUUUGAAAUUCUUUCACAUGCAUCAUUAACCUUUGCUGAUGUUUAGAAGGUCUGUGCACCUAAUGUUCACACAUUAGGUUUUGUGCAGGCUUAACGUGCAAACAAAGUAACAUGGAAGUAGUUUGUCAGAGUUAUGUGGUAUUUUAAUGUGAUUUUGUUAAUGUGAUAGUGUUUGAACGAUGUGGAGAAACCAUUAGAUUGGUGUGUAUGUGUGUGUGUGUGUGUGAGUGUGUGUGUGUGUGUGUGUGUGUGUGUGUGUGUGUGUCUAUGUGUGUGUGUGUGUGUGUGUGUGUGUGUGUGUGUGUGUGUGUGUGUGUGUGUGUGUGUGUGUGUGUGUGUGUGUGUGUGAUAUCGCAAAUGAGCGUGGGGUUACAUGCAAGGAAAAGGGAAAAAUUCAGUUGCCUAGUGAUGACAUACCUAAGUAUGUUGAGGACCAUAUAGUUUCGAAAGGAUGAGCUAAAUGAAAUGGUAUGUGGGUGAGUAGACGGUGAUGUGGUGCUGGUGCUGUAGGUUCCAGGCACAUACUCUGUGAUCUAAAACCAGUUUUGUUUUUAUUGUUUUGAUUGGCACUGUUAGGCAGUGAUCAUGUUACAAAGUAUGGUGUGGUAGGUGCAACCAUUUGCUCUGUCACAGUAAUAACAACACCCACGCCUUCUCAGGAAACGUUAAGUGCUGCAAAGCCGGCAGGCUAGGAAUCCUCAGGUCAAGAAGGUGAAGAAGAUGUUUCCUUACGUUCAGCUAAUUCUACUGUACAGGGUGCCCCACAACAUGGAAAGGACCUACUGUUUAAACAAUUGCCAACUAUGGCCUCGCAGAAGAAAGCCAAGUCGACAAGUGGUCGCCCAGAGGGGCCCUAUCGGGACGUGGAGGCCUUGGAUGGUCUAGCACACAUGGAAUUUGAGGGGAAGGACACGUUGGAUAAACUGUUUGACCAUGCGGUGCAACGCUUUGGCAAGGCUCCGUGUCUGGGUACUCGAGACGUCAUGAGCGAGGAGAGCGAGACACAACCCAAUGGGAAGGUCUUCAAGAAGUUGGUGCUGGGUCAGUAUCACUGGAAGUCUUACGAGGAGGUGAGCCAAGCGGUCGGCCAUUUUGGCCGCGGGCUCGCAGCUCUGGGCCAGCAGCCGAAGAAGAGCAUCGCCAUCUUCUGCGAGACGCGAGCCGAGUGGAUGAUUUCAGCACAGGCCUGCUUCAGACACAACUUCCCCAUGGUGACACUGUAUGCUACGCUGGGGGAGGACGCAGUGGAGUAUGGUCUGAAUGAGUGUGAGGCCACGCACCUUAUCACAAGUGUGGAACUUUUGGAGACCAAGCUAAAGAAUAUACUCUCCAAAGUCCCGGCUCUGACCAAUAUAAUAUACGUAGACGAGAAGGAUGUGAGUACAGACGGCUAUCCCGAGUCUCUCGUCAUCCAGAGUAUGCAGUCAGUCAUAGACCUGGGAGGCAAACCUGAAAACUUGAAUGUGGCAGUGGAGCGGCCUGCACCCUCUGACCUGGCCAUCGUCAUGUACACCAGCGGCUCCACGGGCACCCCCAAAGGAGUCAUGAUCGCCCACAGCAACACCAUCUCUGGCAUGGCGGGGCAGUGCCACAGGAUCCCUGGGCUGGGACCCCAGGACACAUAUAUCGGUUAUUUGCCACUUGCCCAUGUGCUUGAACUGACUGCCGAAAUGUCGUGCAUAACCCACGGCUGUCGUGUCGGCUACUCCUCACCCCAAACGCUCUCAGAUGAGUCCACCAAGAUCAAAAAAGGCAGCAAAGGAGACUGCUCGGUACUUCAGCCCACACUGAUGGCCGCUGUGCCGGAGAUAAUGGAUCGUCUACACAAGGGGGUGAUGGGCAAGGUUCAGGAGAUGAGCUAUGUGAAGCGGACUCUGUUUAAACUGGGAUACGACUACAAGCUACAGCAGCUCAAGCAGGGAAAGGAUACACCUAUUUGCAAUACGCUGCUGUUUAAGCAGGUGAGGGCGUUGCUGGGGGGCAACAUAAGGAUGAUGUUGUGUGGUGGAGCCCCCCUGUCCCCCUCCAGCCAGUACUUCAUGAACGUCUGCUUCUGCGUCCCCGUACUCCAGGGAUACGGCCUCACAGAGACCUCCGGUGCCGCCACCAUCACAGAGGCCUAUGAUUAUACGACCAAAAGAGUUGGGGCUCCUCUUAUCUGCUGUGAGAUCAAACUGCGAGACUGGACCGAGGGUGGCUACACCAGUGAGGACAAGCCCAAUCCCAGAGGCGAGAUUGUGGUUGGCGGGCCCAAUGUGACUUUGGGCUACUACAAAAACGAGCAGCUGAACCAAGACUUCCUGGUGGAUGAAAACGGUCAGCGCUGGUUCUGCACGGGAGACGUCGGAGAGUUUCAUCCUGACGGCACUUUGCAAAUUGUUGAUCGUAAAAAGGACUUGGUGAAGCUCCAGGCUGGGGAGUAUGUGUCCCUGGGAAAGGUGGAGGCGGUGCUGAAAUGCUGCCCCCUCAUUGACAAUAUCUGUGUGUAUGCCAGCAGUGACCAGAGCUACGUGAUCAGCUUUGUGGUGCCCAAUCAGAAGCAGUUGAAGGCCCUGGCCGCCAAGAGUGGCAUUGAAGGGGAGAUGGGCGAGCUCUGCAGCCAUCCCAAGAUGGAGGAAGAGGUUCUGAAGGCCAUGAAGGAAGCUGCCACAGCCAGUAAGCUGCAGAGGUUUGAGAUCCCAACAAAAGUGUGUCUAAGUUCAGAGCCGUGGACUCCCGAGACAGGACUGGUCACUGAUGCCUUCAAGCUGAAGAGGAAGGAGCUCAGGCGUCACUACAUGUCAGACAUCGAGAGGAUGUACGGAGCAAAGUAGAAACCAACUGCCAGAACGGAGAAUGACUUGUAGUACUAAAAAGCUAUUGUUGGACUAUAUGUAGCUGGAAUUAUAGCUGCUGCUGUUAUUUCAUUAAUUUAAAUGAGAGGGAAAUAUAUAUUUUUGUGUGUAAAUACAGCAUUGUGUUUACGUUCUGUGUAGGCCUAUGAUUGUUGGUCUGUAAUAUUUGGGAGUCCCAGCUGGUGUAAAUAAGAUCUCCCAAUUACUGAAAUUAUAGGCUACUGUUCUAAAUUAGACAUAAAGUGUCAAACACAAGUGUAGCGACAGCCACAGUGCAGAAGCAUCUGUUUAUUUCAUUCUGCUCUUAAUACGCAACCUGGAGGAAUGUAUCUGUAUAUUCAUUUGUCUCUUUAUACGGUACGGCUGCGGCGUAUAUUUGGAGCAUACUGCCUCCUAGAGGGCAUCUAGUGUUAACGUUUAUUGUUGUUACAUAACACACACUUCCUGCCAGUUUUAUUUUUAUACAUCGUAGGUGAUGACAUAUGUUUUGUUAUUUCUGUGUAGCAUGUUUUCUAAUAAACAAUUGUGUUUAACUCUUUACAACACUGAAGCAGUUGUAUUUUUAAUUGUAUUUUAAUCUAAAUUAGUUUUCAAGCAUUUCUAUAGUGUUCAGAUAUGAAAUUGUACAAAAGCAUUGUGGCACAUCACUUUCUUAAUCAUCCCCUAGACAUGAACAUAAACAAAUACACACCACAAAAUAAAAAAAUAAAUACAGAACUGGUAAAUA